Symbiodinium sp. CCMP2456 is the source of this 5337-nucleotide messenger RNA. The record is from the annotation of a GenBank genome assembly. NCBI's taxonomy places the organism in Eukaryota, Dinophyceae, Suessiales, Symbiodiniaceae.
AUGGGUGACUACCUCCAGUUCGGCGUUCAGAGUUGGUUGCCAGCGGCUGUCCCUACUACGCUGCUCAUUCAGCACAUGCCCGCCCUUGCCCCCUACACAUGGCCGAUCUUUGCGGGCGCCGAAGCGUUUCAGAUUGAGCUUGUGGAGCAGGCACGCAAUAGGAGGCGUUGCCAGGGCCUCUGGCGACAUCAAGAGGGACUAUGCGAACUGCUGGGGCCAUCCCACGGCCCGGUGCACUUCCGAAUCGGGAGCCCUGUGGUCCCAAACUUGCAAGAAAUGCAAGCCGGCCUUGAGCUCCUGGAUGAUUUGUGUCCAGCGCGGGGCCUGCCGUCAGUUGAAACCAGGCUCAUCUCUCCGCUCCGCGCGACCUUUGUCACGGAGAUCCCCCGUUCCCCCUACUGCACUGUCUUGCUCCCCUUCGCAAGCACGCCGGCGCAUCAUAUCGUCCUCCUCGUGUUGCCCACUGCUAUGCAGAUGGGCCCCCUGCCCGUGCCAGAUGGCUCACUCUGCAGACGGCCGCGUAGGCAAUGGACAAGUGGGGAUGCGAUAGAGGUUUUCUCCGUAGCUGCAGAGGCGCGCAGCACAUACAACGAGAUGAUGGCAAGGCAAACCCCGCUCUCCACCCCGAUGAACACCAUCCAGAUGCACAACCCAGUGGAGCUGAAGGCUAUGCAAAAGGAGGCGGCAGCUCCCGGAUGGUUCGACAAGUGCGCGCCCGCCCGCGAAGGCCCCACGUCAGCAGUUGAAGGCGGUUCCCUGUCGAUCCUUCCUGCUUUUCCGUGCGCUUUCCCUACUACUCUGGAGGAGGAUUCGCUGCAACGGCAGAGCACAGAGACUCCGCAAACUCAAGCCGAGCCCGGCCAUCCCUGCACCCCAGGGCAAGAACAUGUGGCGAAGGAGGCUGACACCGCCCAAUCGCCAGCCAUUACACUCUGCCUACAGCAAGCAAUCGAGCCGCCCACAUCUGCCAUCUCCUGGGAGGUCAAUCAGGAUAUCGUUGCCGAGGCGCUGGGAGGACACUGCCUGACAGAUCUACUCCCGGAUCUGCCGAGACCGCUGGCCAAUUCGGCAUGGGGUAGAAUCUGGAAACAGCUUCCCUCAUUCUGCCCUUGCCAGUCCAUGCAGGCUGUCUAUCUGUUCACAGACGGGUCGUACUACCCGGGCAGGGAAAGUGCCUCGUGGGCCGUGGUGGCCCUGGUCUUGCAAAACGACCAGAUACACAAAGCUGGUGUACUAGCAGGCCCCUGCGUCUUGCACCCGGAGGCAACUGCAGGGCACUGUCCUUCCGCGUACGAUGGGGAGCUAGAGGCCUUGCUGCAUGCCCAAGCAAUCGGCAUCUCUGCGUCAACAAGCGAAUGCCACUUCGGAUCUGACUGCCAAUCGGCUCUUGCUGUAGCCUUUGGUUUCUGCAGCUUCAAGGCCGGGUCACGACUGCCGGCUGCAGCAAUAGGUUUGGCAGCUGCCCUUACGGCGCAAGGCAAGCAGCUUCUGCUCCACAAAAUCGAGGCGCACAGCGGUUGCGCUUUCAACUCGCUUGCGGAUGAAAUUGCCAAGCACGCAGGCACAACAGGCCAAUCCCUUCCGGAUUCAGCAGACUGGAGCUCCUUGCAGGCCGCGGUGACGGAGACGGUGUUAGAGCGGGCCUGGUUAGCAACUCCCGACUCUGUCUUUGCUGCCACGCUGCCCCCGUUGCAAGUUGAUGGCACUUGGUCCAAACCCAAUGCCGAGGUGCGCAGCUCCGCGCCCAAUCUGCUCCCCCCCUACCUAUGUAAGGUCACAGGCGAGGUGCAGACGGUUGCCCUGGACUUGAGGCUCCUCACAUACAACGCUCUUUCAGCGCGAGGAGCAACAGCCCGUGCCCUAAUUUGUACGGGCCUACGCAAGCACCGUAUCGAUUUGGCAGGUCUGCAGGAGACCCGGGACCGGGCUGAUGGCAUCUCUAGCUGCGAAGAUUUUUGGGUCCUCGCUGCCUCUUGUGACAAGGGGGGACACUUCGGGAUCCAGCUUUGGUUACGAAAAGCAGCAGGCUGGGAUCGCACUAGCUUUGCCAUCGUACAUGCCGACCCCCGGGUCCUUAUUGUCGUCUGCACUAUCCGGGGUGUCAAGCUCGUUUUGGUGUGUGCCCACGCGCCCACUUCUGUCACGGGCGAUGAAGCCAUCGGAAGGUGGUGGUCCCACUUGACGAGACUUCUAGCUAAAGUCCCCAAAGUCUGCGCGCCGCUCCUCUUCAUCGAUGCCAAUGCGCGCUUCGAGCCGCACUCCUCCCACAGGCAUACGCUGGACGCGGCGCCAAGCAAUCUCAACGCGACUUGCCUGCGGCAAUUCGCGGUCGACAUGGGACUUCAUCUCAGUGCACAGCAAGAUGAGCAGGGCCGACCUCUCCACUCUUGGCGCAGUCCAAAAGGUACCACCAGCCUGAUUGACUAUGUCGGCUGCCCUAUCGAUUGGAAGAACGGCCACUCCACCAUAGGUAACGUGGAUCUGGCAGAUCUCCACGCAGACUGGGACCAUCUCCCAAUCCACACCCGCCUAUGUGCACAUAUAGAGACCACGGUCCCUCCCAGCCGCACCAAGAUUGCUCCGAAAGAUCUUCAAACUGAGGAGGGGCAACUUAGGGCAAUACAUGCAGUCACUUCAGCCCCCCUUGUGCCAUGGACUGACACGUGCACUACUCAUGUGGAGACCCUACAGAGCUCGAUGAUUCGCUCUAUGCAGGGCGGGCAGCAUUCGGCCCAGCCCGCAGCACGCAACCCGGCGAUCUCACAGGCCACUCUCGGGCUAAUACGGUUGCGCAGACACAUGCGGCGCUGCCUCAGGACUGUCAACCGCAGAUCGGACAUGGGCUUCUUGCAUUUGUGCCUGCAGGCGUGGAAGCAUGGCGCUCAUCCUCCACAGGAGUUCUAUAAAGAGGCCAAAACUGCCCGACUUAACAUGGCGCGCAGCUACCAUGGGCUGGCUGUCGUUGACAAGCAGCUCCGACAGGCUAUGAUGCAUGAUCGGGCCCAGUUCGCCAGGCGCCAAACCGAGCAAUCUCGACAGGCAGGCCCGGCGGAGUUCGCCCAUCGUAUGCGUGCCAUUCUGCGCACGGGGCGCAAAUUUCGUCCCCCUCCCCUGCUUCCGGCACUGACCAAGGAGCCCGAGGCACCAUGCCUGGCUGACGAUGUCAAGGAUACCUUUGCCAAGCACUUCGCCAUUGCCGAGCGAGCUGUUGCUACUGAGGUACAAGGUCUUAACACUGAGGUCAGUGUCGCCCGCCCCAGUAACAGUCACGACGGGACAGCUGUGCCCUCCAUAGCUGCACUGACAAAUGGCUUUGCUUCGCUCAAGCGUUCCAAGGCGGCUGGGCUGUCAGGGCUGCCCUCCGAAGCCUUUCUUGGCGCACCCCUGACCGCGGCGUUACGCUACUGGCCCGCGAUUGCCAAAGAGCUCCUCCGGGACCGCACGGCAAUUCACUGGCGCGGGGGCGAGGCGAUUCCAAUUCCCAAACCCUCAAAAGCCCCCGACGCCUGCACGGGGUACCGACCCAUAGCCCUGCUUGAGACCGAUAGCAAGGCGGUGCAGAAAGCCAUGAGGCCAUCUGUGAUUCAUGCCCUGCAGGCCGUGCAAGUCUCAGACCAGUACGGCGGGCGACCUGGUUGUACCCUGGGGCUCCCCAUUGCAUGUGUCAAGGCUCACUUUGAUAACCUAAAGAGGGCAGGCAGGUCAGGGGCCGCUAUGUUCUUUGACUGCACUACCGCUUAUUAUGCGGUCAUCAAGGACAUGCUGACCCUGACGGACGAGCAAAGAGCGGACACUCACCUGCUCGCCUGCCGUGCUCGUCUCCUCUUCCCCGACACCACUCAGCAAGAGUCAUUCCUGCGCCACAUGAGGGCUGGGGAGUUGGCCAACGCGCUCGGUGCCACACCGGAGCUACGUACGCUCAUCCGUCAGCACCUUACCGACACGUGGUUUGUGUGCCGCCAGGGUACAGGGCAGGUAUUCAGGUCGGAAUGCGGAACCGUCCCAGGUGCCCCACUUGCCGAUGCCCUCUUCAGCCUUGUCUUCGCAGGCGUUCUACGCGAGGUCAAGAUGCAUUUGCGUGACAAAGGCUGGGAGCCACACUUCUGCAGGAAACAACAGGGGACAGGCAGUACGCCUACGUGGGCAGACGACACAUGCGCCCUCAUCUCGACUACAGAGGCUGCAGAAGUCGUGCCGGCCAUCCAGGCCGUCACGGACGUCAUGGUCAAUUGUAUGGCGUGCGCAGGCCUCUCUGCCAACUUCGGCGCUGGCAAGACGGAGGCCAUGGUCGCGUAUCAUGGUCGCGGCUCCCGCGCUCCGAAGCUGGACGUACUCUGCAGCACGGAACCCACGGUUGUCUUGCCAGCUACUGCACAGUCCGGGCACAUCCGGGUAGUGCCCGAAUACCUCUACUUGGGCAUGCUUCUACGUGCAGAUGGCCAAGAACUACCUGGCCUAAAGCAUCGGCGUACCCAGAUGCAGGCUAUUUUCCAGCCCCUGCGGGCCAAGCUACUCUGGAAUACCUGCCUGUCCAAGCGGGAGAAACUUGACCUCCUCCGUAGCAGGGUGUUAAGCCGCUUUCUCUACGGCGCCGGGCAUUGGCUCUUGCGCACCGAACAGGAACAACACCUGUUCCACGAGGCCAUCUCAGGUGUGUAUCGUGGCUCUUUCCGGGCGGUUCUGGGGGUCUCCUCUUGCCGGUUUACGGGGAUAGAGGUUGCGUCGGCCCUAGAAAUGCCGCUGCCUGACGAGUGGCUAGCCACCGAGCGGGCCAAGCUACUGACCCGGUUGUGCACCCAUGGGCUAUACGGAGUCCUGGAAGAGUUGCAUCAGGAGACCGAAUGGUGGCGAUCGGCAUGCGGUUCGUUGUUCCGGAUGCAAGUGCUUGCGAGCGAGGCUCCCUGCCCUGCGGACCUGCAUUGCCAGCUGGCAGGUCAGGAUGUCAAGGUGCGCAAUGCAUGCCGCCUCUUUCUCCGGGCAGCCUGUAAGAAGCGACGCAUGCCGCCGGAGGCCAUUAAAGCCCGGGCCAAGGAGCCCCCCGUACAGGUCUUCGCCCCGAAGUGUGCCAGGUUGCCAUUCGCGUGUGAGGUCUGUGCCAGUGCUUUCCGCUCGAAGCGGUUGCUUGGCAUACACCGGGCCAACUCGCACGGACUUCGGGCAGAACACCGCCUUGUGGCGUUCGGCACAGCGUGCCAGGUGUGCGGAACAGAGUUCUGGACGGAGGCUAGGCUCUCGGGUCAUUUGAAACAUGCGGACCAGUGCAGGACGGUAUAUCGCGAGUCCGACAUCGCGUGUGCCGCCAAUGUUGCCCCUUUGAGCAAAGGAGAACACGCCUGG